Messenger RNA from Porites lobata, 1157 nucleotides. The record is from the annotation of a GenBank genome assembly. Lineage: Eukaryota; Metazoa; Cnidaria; Anthozoa; Scleractinia; Poritidae.
AUGGCGAAUGCUGGUGAGUCAACAAUAAUUAUUGAUGUUGAUGAGUCAUAUAGGCAUAACUGCCUAUCUUUAUAAUUUUAUUACAUUUUAUCAAUAUUUGAUUAUUUAAUAAUAAUUAAAAUUUUAAUGCUAAUAGAAUUUUUUUAAUUCCAUUUGUUUAAGCUAUUCAAACUGAUCCAUGGCCAGUAACAAAUGAGACAGAGUUAGGGCUAGAGGAUGAAUCAGAAGAUGAGCUGGAAAUGCAGGACGACGUAUAUGAGGAGUUUGAGUGUGAUGAAGACCCUAAAUGGAGUCCUGAAGAAAUCGAAGAUGCAUAUAAAAAACUAAAGGAAGAUGAUGACUCGGUGAAGACUCAUCAGAACCCAAGGUACAAAGAUGCAAAAUUGAUUGCAUUUUAACAUCUUAGCUCUAAGUAUCCUCUGGGAAGUGAUUUAGGCCUAAAACUAACUUCCAUUAUGAGAGGAUCUAUUUAGAAACAAGAGUACAUGUUUGUUUUUUAAUUUACUCAGAUAAGAAUUGCAAAAAAAAAAAAAAGAAAAGAAGAGGCAUAGCCAGCCCAUAGACUGGAAGUCCCAGGCCUAAAAAUGUUUAGUUUGUCCACUCAACCACUUGUAAUAAAUUAUGCACCUGUAGCUUAAGGGCUCAAAGUUGUCAUGUGUGCAAUCAACAGAAUUAUUAUAAAAAAGUAUUUUUCAGGAUGUAUGUGACAAUAAAAUCCCAACCCACGAUUAGCCAGGUUUACAACAAGUUGAAAAACUGGCAACACCCCGAGAAAAACAAUAAAAAUGAUACUCAUUUUUUUUAUUGUUAUUUUAUUAUUUCAGAUGCUAUGAUUAAAUGAGUAUUUCCUUUCAAUCAUUUUUUACAGGUUGGAUCUACAAGGAAAAAACAUUCGAGAGGAACCGAAGGGAAUUGUUUUCCUUUCCAAACUUCUUCUUUUGUUUCAGUUCUGCCACUUGUGCUUCUUUUCAAAACCCAAACUUUCUGUAUCACAGACAGGUACCUUGUUUACCGUAGAAAGUUUCUGCAGAAACUGUAGCCAGACAAAAGUCUGGAAGAGUCAACCAGACCUGCUAGGAAAGUUUCCAGCAGGUAACCUGCUAUUAAGUUUUGCAGUGCUCUGUGAGCCGAGUGAAAAGAAAGAAACGAUACAUUAA